Pundamilia nyererei is the source of this 2088-nucleotide messenger RNA. It is a transcript of the gene nrgnb, whose product is annotated as neurogranin (protein kinase C substrate, RC3) b. Gene Ontology annotation, molecular function: calmodulin binding. The record is from RefSeq and is a predicted model, not a curated record. The transcript is spliced from 7 exons. Lineage: Eukaryota; Metazoa; Chordata; Actinopteri; Cichliformes; Cichlidae. Bases 201 to 1097 code for a protein of 298 amino acids.
UAGUAGCGCUAAUCGUUGCUUAGAAACAACUAUCAACAAAACACUCCGGGGUGAACAGUUGGUUUGGGGUUGCUGCCAGUUUUUAGGUAUCCACUGUGACUAAUUCAUAAAAUUUUUUGUUAAGGUUUCUGGUAUUCUGAAGUCAGUUAAUGAGAGUCGUUUAGAGCUAGUUGUCACAGACGUUUGUGCCCCCUUAAAAAAUGGCAGUGCCUUUCUCAAACACUCACCUGCGGGUCCCGCGAGGAUUUGGUACCAUACUAGAGGGACUGACCCGUGAAGUCCUACGAGACCAGCCUGAAGACAUCCCCAAAUAUGCCACGCAGUACUUCGAAGCUCUUCUAAAAGAAAGACAAGAGAGUGGCAUGGACCCUGCCGAGUGGGCUGCUAAACUGGAAGAUAGAUUCUACAACAACCAUGCGUUCAAGAGCCCUGAGGUAGAGGAGUGCAGCCAGUCCCAGAAGAAGGAGGACAUUGUGGACAUCAUGGACAUCCCCCUGGAUGAUCCCGAGGCCAACAGGGCUGCUGCCAAAAUUCAGGCUGGCUUUCGUGGCCACAUGAUUCGUAAGCAGCUGAAGCCAGAGGUCAAAGAAGGAGAUAAGGAGGAGUGCAGCCGGCCCCAGGAGGAGGACAUCAUGGACAUCCCCUUGGAUGAUCCUGAGGCCAACAGGGCUGCUGCCAAAAUUCAGGCUGGCUUUCGUGACCGCAUGAAUCGUAAGAAGCUGAAACCAGAGGGCAAAAUAGAAGAGGAAAAGGAGGAGGGCAUCCAGCCCCAGAAAGAGGAGGACAUUGUGGACAUAAUGAACAUCCCCCUGGAUGACCCUGAGGCCAACAGGGCUGCUGCUAAAAUUCAGGCUGGCUUUCGUGGCCACAUGGAUCGUAAGAAGCUGAAACCGGAGGGCAAAAUAGAAGAGGAAAAGGAGGAGUGCAGCCGGCCCCAGGAGGAGGAGGACAUAAUGGACAUCCCCCUGGAUGAUCCCGAAGCCAACAGGGCUGCUGCUAAGAUUCAGGCUGGCUUUCGUGGCCACAUGACUCGCAAGAAGCUGAAGCCAGAGGACAAAACAGAAGGGGAGGAGAGACAGGAAGAUCGGGGGCAGUAGAGAGAGACGACACAUCUGUGCCAGAGCAGUGACACCCCUGUCCCGACCUGGAUGAAGAGAAAGAGGCAAAGCAAGGUAGUGAGAGACAGCCGGCAUACGCUGGCUAGGCUGGCUUUCAGGCAGACCUUUUUACCCCAGGAGUCUUUUUUCAACACAAAUUAGCAGUAGAAAAUGAACAGUUUUGAGGGUGUGUUAUGUGAAUCUUUUUUUCCCCCUUCUCUUUUUUUUUUGUGAACUUUAACACUCCUUCUCUGCUUCUUCAGCAGCCUCAUCAGUACGGAUGUCUUUGACCCAGAAUUUGCAACUCACUGCAUGUACUUGUGAAACUUCUGGUAGUGUGCUAGUUUUUAGACGAUGAUCUGUGAAAGUGAAAAUGAAUGUCCUCUAAAUGCUAAACAGAGCUUUUUUUUUCCUUUCUUUCUUUUUUUUUAUGGAUGGAUCACUUCAUAUGCUCUGUGUGUAAACCUCGUACGCAUCACGUUGGGUGAUUAGUGGCUUAAAAAGACUUCUUAUUUUGCAUUGUUUCCUGAUGUGCUUGUAUCUUGACAGUUAUUGACCUAUUUGACUUGCUUACAAGACUGAUUAAAACAUCAAAAGAAAAGUAGCUAUGUAUGUUCUAUUUGUUUAUCCUUUUGGUCACAUGGUUAGUGAAAUCGUUCUUUCCACAUUUCCAAGCAUUUUCUAUAAAUCUGAUCUUCCAGAACAGUACGCAUGCAGUAAUUUACACUCCUCUUUAUUUGUUUCUCCAGAUGCAUUUGGUACAGCUUUAAAUAAUAACACACUGGUUCAGUAUGCUCUGUUGUUGUGUUGGUGGGAUUUACUUGUUUGACUUCUGUUAAAUCGGGUGUGUAGAAAUCCUUUGUCCCUGUAUGCAGAGGCUUCAUGCUUUAAAAAAAAAAAAAAAAAAAAACACAAAAAAACUGAAUAGUACCUUGCUGAACUUCGGUGUAGAGACGUGGCAUUACACUAAUAAAUCCACCUUAAAUAUUCA